This is a messenger RNA of Moesziomyces aphidis, 1959 nucleotides long. The record is from the annotation of a GenBank genome assembly. Lineage: Eukaryota; Fungi; Basidiomycota; Ustilaginomycetes; Ustilaginales; Ustilaginaceae.
AUGGGGCCGCGUCGAACCCCGACCGCAUCCACCGGCGACGACGGGGAAGGGUUGCGAUGGCCAAGCUUACCAUCAACCGACGAGUAUCGAGCAUCGAGCGUCGAGACUGGCUCUGCACAUGCCUGCGUGUGGGGUAAGCUUUGCAAAGAACAGGGGAGCGGCUGGGAGCCGGGGCCGAUCUCGAGGAGGUGCGGGGUAGUCCGCAUGACCGCCGCGCUCAUCUCAGCCACCUCGACGACCGACCGGCGAGGAGCAAGCGGGGACACAUGGGUCGUCGGUGCCAAAUUUCGCCGUCAAAUUCCACUCAUCUGUGCCACCGACCCCACUGCUGAUCUGCAGCCGACGCGUCUGGGACCCCACCCUGACUCUGCCAACAAUGGCGUUCCCGCGUUGGCAUCUCUGCAGCGCCACCGCCGCAUGGCCACGGCCAAAGCUUUGUGGGGUCCCGCGCUCCCCGACCUGUCGGCCUCGUGUCUUUGUCCUCCGUUGCGAUGCACUAUCGAUUCGUACCAGGCGACGGAUCGCCCGUCAGGUGCAGUUCCGCAUCCGAGAGCCAUGGGUCGCUUCAACAAGAACAACGGCCCCGCCGCCGACCGCGCCGUCACGGCCGACACGCUCACCAAGAGCCAGCUCUACUUCAGCUUCGCGCUCGUCUCGUCGCUCUUCUUCGUGUGGGGUCUGUCGUACGGUCUGCUCGACUCGCUCAACAAGACCUUCCAGGACUCUCUCCACCUCACCAAGGCGCAAUCCACCGGUCUCCAGGCAUGCUACUUCGGCGCCUACCUCAUCAACGGUCCCAUCUCCGGUCCUCUCGCGAGGAAGUACGGCUACCCCUUCUCCAUCCACGGUGGUCUCGGUCUCUUCUCCCUCGGUGCCAUCAUGUUCUGGCCUUGCGCUGUCUACUACUCCUACCCCGGUUUCCUCGUCUGCACUUUCGUUACUGCCUCCGGUCUCGCAUGGCUCGAGAUGGCCGCCAACUCCUACAUCACCGUUCUCGGUGGCCCUGACAUGGCCGCCUUCCGUCUGGUGUUUGCUCAGUCGUGGAACGGGGUCGCCUCCGUCCUUGGCCCCAUCAUCGCCGGUCGCACUUUCCUCAAGACCGGUCAUUCACACACGCUCAACCAUCUCCAGUGGGUCUACCUCGGCAUCUCGCUCUUCGGUUGCGUCAUCAACUUCCUCUUCUUCAUCGCCAAGCUGCCCGAGGUCAAGCAGGAGGUGGAUGCCGCCAUUGAGGCCAAGCCCGUUUCGAUCUGGACUCAGAAGCACCUCAUCUACGGUGCGAUUGCCGAGUGGUUCUACGUCGCCGUGCAGGUCUCGAUCGCUUCGCUCACCAUCAACUACUACGUCGAGCAGCCCGGUCUCAACAUCACCGUCUCGAAGGCCGCUGACCUCUUCUCGGUCACGCUUGCCGUCUUCACCAUCGGACGAUUCAUCGGCGUCCCCAUCCUCGCCAAGGUCGACUCGGCUCUCAUGCUUUGCAUUUGCGGUAUCGGCUGCAUGAUCAUGACCAUUCUCACGGCCGUCGUGCCCGGCAACGGCGGUAUCGCUUGCUUGAUGCUCAUCUUCUUCUUCGAGUCGGUGUGCUACCCGAUCAUCUUCACCCUCGCCACCUCCAACCUCGGUGCCAACCAGAAGCUCGGCAGUGCGCUCGUCGCCGCCGGUGUUUCGGGUGGUGCUUGGGGUCCCUCGGUGCAGGCUGUUGUCGCCGACGCCACCUCCACCCACCGAUCCUUCUUCGUGCCCAUCGGUGGCUUCGUCGUCGUCUCGGCCUACGGUCUCUACAUGCACCUCCGCGGCUGCAAGCAGCAGGGCUACUGGAGCUGGCGCAAGCUCGACAAGCAGACCGCGAUGGCCGUCACCGCCGCCCGUCGUUCCGACUCGGAUGUCGAGCAGGAUGGCUCCGAGAAGGACGUCAAGGUGUCCACCCCCACCUACGCCUCCGUGCCUUACCAGCACUAA